AUGGCGUCUCACUCCGCCACGCAGGAACACUACGAGCCGAAGGAUGCGGUAAAAGAGGGAGUAAGGUGCGGUGCCAUUGGAGCUGGCAGCGGCCUCUUCCUCUCCGCGAUCCAGAAUUCCCUCUCCCGACGAAACCUGGGAAUGAUGACCGUCUUCACCCGGACAGGACAUCUGAUUGGUUUCACUUCCAUCGCCAUCGGUGCCUUGGGCUUCACAAUAACCGCCGCAGCGAAUCUUCGCGAAAAGGAGGAUCACUGGAACGCGGCGCUGGGCGGCGCCGUCGGAGGUGCCAUUGCCGGCCUCUCUGGCAAGCGGAUGCCCCUCGUCGUCGGAUGCGCUGCUGGUCUAGCUACCGUCCUCGGCGUCUUCGAGUACACCGGCGGACGCUUCGACGGAUACUUCAACCGGUCAGAGGAGGACGAGUUUGAGAGGAAGACGAGAUUGCGAGAAAACAGGCGGCGUCCAAUCGAGGAGACGAUUAGGGACGUCGGCGAGGGCAGGGGUAUCUGCCCUCCUGGGUAUGAAGAGAGGCGGCGAGAGAGGAUCAAGGAGAAGUACGGCUUCGAGGUCAAUCCCGUCAAAGCGACAGUUGAUUAA
Messenger RNA from Scedosporium apiospermum, 597 nucleotides. Its product is annotated as NADH:ubiquinone reductase (H(+)-translocating). Gene Ontology annotation, biological process: mitochondrial respiratory chain complex I assembly. The record is from RefSeq and is a predicted model, not a curated record. The transcript has 4 exons. NCBI's taxonomy places the organism in Eukaryota, Fungi, Ascomycota, Sordariomycetes, Microascales, Microascaceae. Bases 1 to 597 code for a protein of 198 amino acids.